This is a messenger RNA of Westerdykella ornata, 1027 nucleotides long. RefSeq lists its product as uncharacterized. The record is from RefSeq and is a predicted model, not a curated record. The transcript has a single exon. Lineage: Eukaryota; Fungi; Ascomycota; Dothideomycetes; Pleosporales; Sporormiaceae. The coding region runs from base 259 to 903 and encodes 214 amino acids.
CGUUUGACAUUCAUUUUGCUUUUUGCGACCCGUUUUGGUGGCGGUUCUUGCCGCGAACAUUUUGGUGGUCUGGUUGGUGCGAGGUACGGGCGGCCACGGGUGGUGUGCCGUCGUCGUUUGAUGCAAACCUGAGAGCUCCAGCGUAUCAGUUACAGUAAUAAUCCGAAAGUGUGCUGUUCCAUGUUGUUCAUGGGUGCUCUGAGGGUUGCCAAGGAUGGAUGGUGAUUGGGUCAGCGUCUACAGAGUACCUGAUACCUGAUGCCUAGAAACUAUCUGCACAAAUGUAUGAUCGCUCCACAUUCAAUCCUUUCAGUCACACACACUCUCUCUCUAUCCCACCCACACCCACACACACGAAUCUACGGCCCUCUCCUCUCCUCUCGACCUCUCGACCUCACCUCCUCUCCUCCUGAUGCAGUCUGCCGGACCCUGCGCAUCAUCUGCCUCCCACCGCAGCUACGAUAUGCACAAAAAAAAGAUACACGACAGAAGCCUGUUUCCUGCCGUGCUCCCACGACAACGUGGAUCCAAACAGGGUUGGUUCCGGGUGAGGGACGUCGAGGGUUGUUUCACCGGUUGUCUGCCCUCCUGUGCCAUGCAAGUGAGGUAAGAAAGAGAGGGAAGGUCUUAGACCUCUUCAGUGUGCCUUCGUCGUUGCUUACGGAAGGACGAUGUGAGACAGUAAUGAUGGCGAGCCGGUCGAACAAGGUGCUGCUCUGGACCGUCCUUUGGCCUUGGGAUUGGGACUCCAGAACUGGCUGUACGUCUCCAGACCAGGCAUACUGCAAGCGAAUAGGAGUAGGAGUAGGAGGCGAAACCUUAACGCACAUAGUCCGAUUAGCUGCACCCAAAAGUCCGUACCUGGCUGUCCUCACUCGCGUCUCCGGGAAAAAGGCCCGAUAACGUGUCCGUCUCCUCACCUGGUGAAGGUUCGGAUGUCCAGAUCGACGGAGGAAGCCUUUCGCCAUCGCAACCCUUUAUCAAAGCAGCGGAACUUGCGAAUCGAUCUGCCGAGAUAAUCCUUGCA